This is a messenger RNA of Panicum hallii, 1385 nucleotides long. Its product is annotated as bifunctional epoxide hydrolase 2-like. The record is from RefSeq and is a predicted model, not a curated record. Lineage: Eukaryota; Viridiplantae; Streptophyta; Magnoliopsida; Poales; Poaceae. The transcript has 2 exons. Bases 197 to 1270 code for a protein of 357 amino acids. Gene Ontology annotation, molecular function: hydrolase activity.
GCGUAAGUCUUAGUGUGGCAAGUCAAAGGGUGCUCCGGAGAGAUUUGGUGACCGGAAAGUAAUACCGUUAGCGAGUGCUCGACCGGAAAGCUCAUAGUAGCACAGAUAAUAAGAGGACUACUACCAUCAUUUUUGUUUUGGAAAAACGAAAAGCAGAGCCUCCCUGCUUCACCCCAUCCAAGCUCCAGGACCAGCAAUGGCGCAUCAGAUCGAGCAUGCCCACCUCCCCAUCCGUGGGCUCAAUCUCCACAUAGCUCAAGUAGGAAAAGGUGAGAAUUUUCCAACAGAAACAUCAAACAUUGCACAUCGUACCUCGUACGUGAUCGGCACAGAUACCAAGUGUGUGGAUUCUGAUCAUUGUUGGCGAUGCCUUGCAGGGGAGCUGGGAACGGUGGUGUUCCUGCACGGCUUCCCGGAGAUCUGGUACUCGUGGCGCCACCAGAUGCUGGCCGCGGCGGCCACGGGCUACCGCGCCGUCGCGCCGGACUGGCGAGGGUACGGGCUCUCGGACCGGCCGCCGGAGCACGAGGACGAGGACGAGCAGGCCUCCUCCUGCUGGGACGACCUCGUGGCCGACGUGCUCGCCGUCCUCGACGCGCUCUCCGUCCCCAGCGCGUUCGUGGUGGCCAAGGACUUCGGCGCCGUCCCCGCCUACUACUUCGCGCUCCAGCACCCCGGCCGCACCCGCGGCGUCGCGUGCCUGGGCAUCUCCUUCAGUCACGGCCCCUGGUCCUUCGACGCCAUGCCCGAAGGCUUCUACAUCCUUCGCUGGCAGGAGCCGGGUCGGGCGGAGGCCGACUUCGGCCGGCACGACGUCCGGCGAGUGGUGCGCACCAUCUACGUCCUCUUCGCCGGCGCCGAUGUCCCGGUGGCCAAGGAAGGCCAGGAGAUAAUGGACCUCGCCGACGAGUCCGCGCCGCUACCGGAGUGGUUCACCGAGGAGGACCUCGACGUCUACGCCUCGCUCUACCACAAGUCCGGCUUCCGGUACCCUCUCAAGAUGUACAGGUCUCUGCACAAGAUGCCGUGCCUGCCAGACGCCAAGUUCCAGGUCCCCGUGUUGACGGUGACGGGCGGGAAGGACUACUCCUCCAAGCUCGCCGGCUUCGAGGAUGAUGCGGAGAGCUGCACGGUGGACCGCUUCGUGCCGGGCGUGAAGACGGCCUUCAUCCCGGAAGGGAGCCACUUCGUGCAGGAGCAGCUGCCUGAGCAGGUGAACGAGCUCCUCCUCGGCUUCUUCGAGGAACACCCGGUCGCCGCCGCCACGUAGGCAAACAAUGACCAUGAAGGAGAGCAAGAAGAGCUAUUGCUUCUGUUACUGUUGCUUUGUUUGAUCCUUGUAAUCUGAAGUUCUGAACUUUUCUUUCUCAGUUCUCAGUAAUAAA